This is a messenger RNA of Manduca sexta (tobacco hornworm), 2034 nucleotides long. RefSeq lists its product as uncharacterized. NCBI's taxonomy places the organism in Eukaryota, Metazoa, Arthropoda, Insecta, Lepidoptera, Sphingidae. Gene Ontology annotation, molecular function: oxidoreductase activity. The transcript has 5 exons. The coding region runs from base 540 to 1316 and encodes 258 amino acids. The record is from RefSeq and is a predicted model, not a curated record.
AACACUGAAUGUCAUGUUGAUACUAAAUUGUCAACUUUUAUCAACAAAAUACAUUCAAAAUAAAAUAUUGAAUUUAUAUAUGACAUUUGAACUUUUUGUGAUAUGUAAUAAAGAUAACAGUUAUUGCUACGACAUUAUUAAUUAAAAAUGUCUGACUCCGCAAACUUGAAGUUUGACAAAAUGGAAGUUGAUAUAACUUUAGCCCAGGAAUAUUUCAAAAAGAAGAACAAUACAUUUACUUACAUUCACAAUGGACAACCUGUUGAAGCUAAUGAAUCCACUACUUGUAUUUUGGAUCAAUGCAAAAACAAGGUUUAUUGUACAUUUAAAAAUGGUGAUUUCAUUAGAAAUCCCGCCACGGUUGAACCUCGAAAUUGGACGACACCUGGAGACGCACUCUGGCAAUUGGCGAAAAAAUUGACGAAAAUGGCGAACUGUUCUGCCAGUUGCAGCAUGCAAGCACAAAUUAUCCGAUUGAGGAUAUUAGAAAUUGUGACUUACCAUUGUUUAUUAAUAAAUGUUUGCAUAUAAGUUCACUAAUGGAUAAGUAUUUAGUCUCUAUGGCCACAAAUAUAAGUACUUUGAAAACGAUAACAUGGGACAGACCAUGGCUGUAUCUCUUGUCUGAAGCGGUCUCGUCUCUAUGGUCGGGCUGCCGAGUGAUCCUCGUGGCGCCGCCGCGGAUGGCCGCUGUCUGCACCCUGUUCCUUGAUCUAUGCGCACAAGUUGGGCUUCAUCCAUAUGUAACAUUGACGUUUAGUGAGAAGACACCGUCUAUAUCAGAUGUGGAAGGAGGAUGUAUAGGCAUUGUGAGUGAGACGGCGGAUCUGGAUUCGGCGGUGCACGCGUUCGUGUCCUCAACUACACGCUAUCCGUGGAGUUUGAAGGCCCUCCUGAUUCAGGAGAGCGUGUACGAGGAGUUCCAGAGAGCGCUUGAAUGGAAGUGCAACGUGAACGGCUCGGACGAGCAACGACUCUGUCCCCAGCUGCAGCAGGCGAGCGCCGACGUGCAAGUUGCCGGGGGAAAGAUUUUCUUAUUGGACUACAUGGGCCGUGACGUCAAACAUCCCAAAUUACACCCUGUGUUAGUCAGCGCUUACAGAACCACCAAAGAACUACUUUCGAUCAUGUCUAAAAUACAAGGCGAACCCAUUCGUGUCGCUGUGGUCCUGCGACGCUGCGCAAGCGCACGAGAUAGCCUUCUCUCUCUCUACUCCAUGCGUUUGGAUCAACAAUUACGCAGUGUUCAAUGGGCCAGCGCAAAUUUCCAAUGCUCUCCCGCUGUUGGGCGGCCAAGAUAUAAUAAUAUGUUUUAAAGAAGAGGUCCUGACGACGAUUGCGACCGCGUGGCGCAAACUUGAUUUAGAAAGGCGUCGCGAAGUGAUUCUCGAGGUGGUGCGCAAGUACCUCGCAAGCUCCGAAAGACCAAACGAGCAACUCGCCAUAAGGUUGCAAACAGUGCUCAAAAACGCAAAAAACUUGUUUUUUUUGAAGUGAGCAAAAAUCAUAUGUGGAUUGGUGUUGAAUCUCCCGUGGGUAUGCUGUAUGUUCAGCACAUGAAUGAAACCCGGGAGAAUGUCGCGUAUGCUGUCGCUUCGACAGUUUAUGGCAAUAGUCUGGUUGUUAGUUCCGAGUUAGCUGAUCGCUCUCUUCUGAAAGUGUUGCGGGAGGCGGGCGUGCCGAUCGGCGCGGGCAGCGGCUGUGGCUUCCCUUUAAAGCUGUUUAACACAAGAGCGAUCUACACGAGUUUCGGAACCAUAUUUGCUAAUUGAAUGCUUAUUGUUGGUAGUUUGUAUCGUAAUAUGUCAAGGAUGGAAAACAUUUAUUGGUUAACGUGCAAUUAUUAAAAAAAAAAAAUUGCACACUCAGGGCAGAAUAUGGCGAGACUUUUAAUUUUUAUAUAACACUUAUAAAUGUACAUGUACUGUAUUUAGCAAAUAAAUUAUUUGAAUUUAUUAAAAAAAAGCGGCGAUAGCCUAGUUAAAAAGCGGCGAUAGCCUAGUUGGGUGUGGAACGGACUGCCAAGACGAAUGU